Molecule: messenger RNA, 2022 nt
Organism: Clonostachys rhizophaga
Lineage: Eukaryota; Fungi; Ascomycota; Sordariomycetes; Hypocreales; Bionectriaceae
Source: the annotation of a GenBank genome assembly
AUGACCAGUCAGCCAAGGCUGCCGGCCUGUGACCCCUGCAGAGCAUCCAAAUUGGCCUGCGACCAUGUCAGGCCUGUGUGUGGCCGCUGCCGUGCAAAAGCCCAAGGCUCAAGCUGUGAAUACCGGCAAAGGCCGUUCAAGAAAACAAGGCGGACAAUUGGCGGCGGCCCUUCUCCCCAGAUCAAUAAGAAUGACCAAACGGUCCAUAGGCGCCGCUCCGAGACCGUUUCAAGCUCUUCCACACCAGUUAGUGGACCGUUGCAGAAGCCAAACCGGUAUCCGAACCCUGGCUACCUUGGGUCAUCCAGUUACACAACCCUGUUCGGCCAGCUGCCUCUUGGAGGAGGAAACUCUGCAGAUGGAGAUGGCUUCAAUGCGACACCCAAAAAUGGGACAAUCUCCGAGGCCAUGGUGAAUGAGGCUCAAGUGUCCCAUGGAGCCGAGCUUAUUGAGCAGCUUCACCGGUUUCCUCACAUUCCGGCCUGCGUUAGACUUGUGAAGGGAUGGCUUGCCACCGGUGCUAACCUGGCCCUCACUGAGUCGUUCACAGAACAAUGCGCUGAAUCUGCCGAGCUGAUUCUCACUGGAGCUCAACUGGGUUCGAGAACAGCCAUCGAGGUGUCCCGCGACCUUUUCACUCAUUCAUGCCAGCCGCUUAUUGUGAAUUCGUCCACGACUAUUGAAGACUUUACGGCCCAGUUUACCAACGACAACUCAAGAUGGGAGAGUCUCUGCCUAUUUUUUAUGUCGGUAUCCAGAGCUGCUCUCACAUUUCGCAGUCACAAUCCCCCCUUUGAUUCGGAGAAGCAGCGGAGAAACCUGCGCAGGCUGUCAAUGUACUAUGCCGAUCGAUGCCUUGACAUGUCUCUCAUGCUCGACUGCUUGAACGACUUACAGCUUAUGCUCCAAUACGAGAACUUUAUUCUACAUACUCUCAUUGAUGGCGAUCAAAGCUUUGAGGCCUGGAGAAGGCUGGGUGACGUCGCCAGCUCCUUAUUUGCGCUCGGCUACCAUCAGGACACCCACGGCGGCAGCUCAAUACCGGAAUUUCUGAAAGCUCUUCGGAGUUCCACGUUUGCCGUCUCCUAUUCCGCCGAUAAAAAUGUCUCCAUCUUCCUCGGACGCCCUCCACGCAUUAACCAAAAGUUUUGCCAAUUUAGUCGCACCGGACCUGAUUCUUAUUUCUCUCAUGAGUGGCCGCCGGAUGCGAAAUUCGACUCAAAGGCAGAAUCGCGGUGGGCGGCAAUAUGUGCAGUUCUCAAAGAGGAUAUCCUUGAUAUCUCGGGAGAGAAAAAACAAGAAGACAAGAUUCGCAGAGCUAGUGUCAUCAAAGCUGAGGCCGAUCUGCAAUGGGAAUCUUUGCCGGCUCACUUCAAACUAGAAGGGCCCAUGAAAUCGCAAGAUUGCAGCCCUGUAGAGCUGGAUAAGUUGCUGGGUACAAAACUCAACUACCUUCACGUUCUAUUUUUACUUCGGCAAGCAUUACGCCGUCGGACUUCCGAUUGGGACCCCGAGCUGAACUCUGUCGCUGGGCAGAUGCUGAGUUUGGUAGUGGAAGCGUUGAUGUUGAGAGAAGGCCUUGUAAACUCUGGGACCUCGUUAGUGUGGAAGGUUGUAUAUUAUGGACUUGCCGCCGCGGGUGUGAUUUGUCUCGCACUCCUGCAACAAGGCCCGGCUACAGACUGCGCCGAAAUGGAUACCUCCAAAGUGUUCCGGGAACUAGCGGUCCUCGUUUCCGAGGUCGAACUUGGCACGCUGGUCUACAAAGAAGAUGCUAAUUACGCAUUGCUAGCCGGGGCCACGAGCACUAUCAAAAAUCUCAUCGACAGGCUCUCCUCUGGAAGGUUUGAUCAGUUUCGGGCAACGCAGAGCAAUUUCGAGGCGGCAGCAGAGAAUGCAUCGCCAGUAGAGGGAGAAACCUGGAAUCCCUGGGGAAGCGCAAGCGUUCAGGAUUUCGAGUCCAAUUUCUGGCUUACCCUAGCCGAGCACCCGUUCUUGAUGAGUGAAGAGUUUGGUGGGUAA